GACGAUUCGGGAGAAGAUCAGACACCGGUGGGGAAAGAAAUUGCGACGAACCCUAAAUUUGAACCAGGUUUGAAUUGAUCAUCAUUAUACAGUGGUUUGACAUGGCGUUUCGAUCUGUGUUCGAUGCUUCCUUCAUUAAAGCUGAAUUUGAGAAAGCUGGAAUCAAUACUCACUGUAUCCCUUCAAUUUGGAAGUAUGUGAUACAGAACCCUAAUUGUGACUGGCCAGAGAUUCCUUCAUUACCUUUAGCAGCUUACUCAUUGCUUUCUUCCAAGUUUAAACCCUGCACUUCCAUCGUUGACUCCGUUCUCGAUUCCACUGAUCAAGUUACCAACAAGCUCCUCAUUAAGUUGCAGAAUGGAGCAUUUGUUGAAGCUGUGAUCAUGAGAUAUGAUAGCAGUUUAGGGAAAUAUGGAGGCAAGCCUCGUCCUGGUGGUCCAAGAUCAACCUUAUGCAUAUCCUCCCAGGUUGGUUGCAAAAUGGGCUGCAAAUUCUGUGCAACUGGAACCAUGGGCUUCAAGAGUAACCUCUCGACAGGAGAGAUUGUAGAACAGUUGGUGCAUGCUUCACGCUUAUCUCCCAUACGUAAUGUUGUUUUCAUGGGAAUGGGAGAGCCAUUGAACAACUACACUGCAUUAGUAGAAGCUAUCCGAGUAAUGACAGCAUAUCCAUUUCAGCUUUCACCCAAGAAAAUAACCGUGUCAACGGUUGGCAUAAUUCAUGCAAUAAACAAGCUCCAUGGUGACUUACCAAAUUUGAACCUAGCAGUGUCUCUUCAUGCACCAGUUCAAGAUAUCCGAUGUCAGAUAAUGCCUGCAGCACGAGCUUUUCCUUUAGAAAAACUUAUGGCUUCUCUGGCAGAAUAUCAAAAGAAAAGUCAGCAAAAAAUUUUCAUCGAGUACAUAAUGCUUGAUGGGGUGAAUGAUGAGGAGCAGCAAGCCCACCAGCUUGGCAGAUUGCUUGAGACAUUUGAAGUGGUGGUAAAUCUGAUACCAUUUAAUCCGAUUGGCGAACUAAGUCAAUUUAGAACCAGCAGAGACCAGAAAGUUACUAGGUUCCAGACAAUACUUAGGAGUACCUAUAAUAUACGAACUACUGUCAGAAAGCAAAUGGGCCAGGAUAUCAGUGGCGCUUGUGGACAGCUUGUGAUUGAUUUGCCCGGCAAGAAAUCUGCAGGUGUGGCUUCAUUAACUGACAUUGAAGAUCUUCAUCUUUAACCAGAAUUCUAGGUCGAUAUUUAUUCAGAAUAGAUGCUGACACUGGUUCUAUGUAUUCAUGUACGAUCUGAACAAGCUGAUCAUUUUUAUUGAUUACCAGUUUUACUCC
This is a messenger RNA of Cynara cardunculus var. scolymus (artichoke), 1326 nucleotides long. RefSeq names its product dual-specificity RNA methyltransferase RlmN. The record is from RefSeq and is a predicted model, not a curated record. The transcript is spliced from 8 exons. Gene Ontology annotation, biological process: rRNA base methylation; tRNA methylation. Bases 102 to 1217 code for a protein of 371 amino acids. Gene Ontology annotation, molecular function: RNA methyltransferase activity; iron-sulfur cluster binding. Lineage: Eukaryota; Viridiplantae; Streptophyta; Magnoliopsida; Asterales; Asteraceae.